Messenger RNA from Pleurotus ostreatus (oyster mushroom), 1863 nucleotides. RefSeq lists its product as uncharacterized. Lineage: Eukaryota; Fungi; Basidiomycota; Agaricomycetes; Agaricales; Pleurotaceae. Bases 1 to 1863 code for a protein of 620 amino acids. The transcript has 2 exons. The record is from RefSeq and is a predicted model, not a curated record.
AUGCCGAAUCGGAAUGGAAUUCCAGGGGUCGUCUGCCAAACUUCCCCACAUUUGCUUUGGACCUUUCUCCGACUUCACAUCCUUCACGAGAUGGCCAGUCCAACCAACUACUCUUUGGACGACGCCCGCAGAUCGCUGGCUGAAGAUGAAUCAGCCUUGGGAAACUUGAUCGUCGAAAUUGACCAGGCUGAGGCGACCCUCGAGCGACUUGUCAUGCAGUCUAAACAGGCGAUAGAGAAAAUGGUGCAGGAGCGCAGGCAACUUGAAGAGAAGAUGUUCCAAACCAAAGCUUACCUCUCACCCAUACGCCGCCUUCCAAUUGAACUGCUUAGAACCAUUUUCCUCUUUAAUUUCGAAGAUUAUCCUUGCUGUGCUUGGGUUCUCGCUUCUGUCAGCACGCCAUGGCGGAAGCUAGCCCUUUCGAUGCCGAAACUGUGGUCAAAGAUCCGCUUGAUCACGACCCAGCAGUCCUCUGCUGACACUAUUCGGCUGUGGCUUGAACGCUCUGGCCCGACGUGCCCUCUCGACAUAGAGAUAUUCCUCCGAGUCACCAAGUCAGCACCCGAUUUGCAACGCUCAGGUCGUGCAUCAUCGCCGGCCACAUGGCCCUGUACACACGCAGCGCAGCAAUAUUUUAUCCCCCCGCCUACGGGUACAUCAUCCACAACAGUGACCAUCCUACCUCCUGCAAACACGCCGAUCAUCAUACCUCCCUCUCCCGCGCAAAGCGACCCUUGGUCGGCGUCCCCGUCCCCCACCACCGAACGGCCGCCCCCAAUCUUCUCUCGAUCCAGCAUGCACUGGGCACACAUUGCGAUAUUCUACCUCGUCGAACAGAUGUCGCGGUGGGAGAGAUUCGUCUUCAGAUUCGACAAGCAGUUCCCCUCAGCCGGUGCCUUACGAUCCAUCACCGGAGACGCACCAUUGCUCAGGGUAUUUGAGGUUUCGAGUGCGGAAUCGUCGUAUUACACCGAUUGGCAAUGGCUGCCCUGUGCGAGCUCUGGUACGCCUUUGUCCUUGCCCAGGUUGGAGAAUAUCACGCUGCAGAACACCCCCUUCAAGUGGUCUUCACCGAUGUUCCAGACGAACCUCCGGUCCCUCACCCUCCGUGCUCUACAGAACAACCAUUUAUCCUUGGAUCGUAUCCUAUGCAUAGUAUCUGCCAAUCCGAAUUUAGAAAGCCUGUCUCUCCAUUUCUCUGGCGUUCUUCCGCCAAUUUUGCCUAUGCACACCACCACACUCGCCUCGCUGAAGGAGCUCAGUAUAGGUGGCCAUUACCUUUUCUUCCAACUCGUCGACUCGUUAUUAGUCCCGAACAUUGAAUCCCUCAGCCUGGACAUCGAACCUCGGGAGCCAGUUGAAGAUGCGAUAUCCAAUCUUCUCACUCGGUCCGGUCAACCACCUCUCGCCCACCUCUCAGUCGCGUAUGGCAACAGUAAUUCUUCCACGUUCUAUUAUGGACCAGCUGGUUUCGUUAUCUCGUGGAACGUGCUCUCUGAGCUUAACCAUCUACAAUCACUUCGCAUUGGUAGCACCUCGCUCGAGCCAUUGCUGACCGCCCUCGGACCCCCGGAUGAAGACUCAGGCCAGAGUCAUUGGGCUUGUCCUAACCUGACCUCAUUGGGGAUGAAGAACUGUCACGCCCAUAGUGAGGGAAUCGCGAAGCUAGUCCAGAUGGUCGAUGCGAGAAACCCGAGCUCCGGUGGCGGUGGCAGUGGUACGACUGCGGUCAAUGGUGUCGCCCCCGUGAAAUUGAGAAGCCUGGAGCUGUAUGACUGCGCUACGUUGGGGGAGGAUGUCAUUGGCUGGCUCAAAGGGAGGAUUGACGAGGUCACCUGUACGGAACCCGCCUUUGAGCGGUGA